Molecule: messenger RNA, 625 nt
Organism: Gavia stellata (red-throated loon)
Lineage: Eukaryota; Metazoa; Chordata; Aves; Gaviiformes; Gaviidae
Gene: MAD2L1
Product: mitotic arrest deficient 2 like 1
Exons: 5
Coding region: 5-625 (206 amino acids)
Biological process (GO): mitotic spindle assembly checkpoint signaling
Cellular component (GO): nucleoplasm; cytoplasm; kinetochore
Source: RefSeq, a predicted model, not a curated record
CCCCAUGGCCAAGCAGCUCGGCCGGGACCAGCAGGGCAUCACCCUGCGGGGCAGCGCCGAGAUCGUCGCCGAGUUUUUCUCCUAUGGGAUCAACAGCAUCCUCUACCAGCGGGGCAUCUACCCCCCCGAGACCUUCACCCGCGUCCAGAAGUACGGGCUCACCCUCCUCGUCACCACCGACCCCGAGCUGAAGAACUACCUCAACAACGUGGUGGAGCAGAUGAAAGAGUGGCUGUACAAGUGCAUUGUGCAGCGCCUGGUGGUGGUCAUCUCAAGUAUCGAAAACAAUGAGGUUCUGGAGCGGUGGCAGUUUGACAUAGAGUGUGACAAAACUGCAAAGGAUGAGAGUGCACCACGAGAAAAGUCUCAGAAAGCUAUUCAGGAUGAAAUUCGAUCUGUUAUCAGACAAAUAACUGCCACAGUAACUUUUCUGCCACUGUUGGAAACUGCCUGUGCCUUUGACUUGCUGAUAUACACAGAUAAAGAUUUGGCAGUGCCAGAAAAGUGGGAAGAGUCAGGACCACAAUUCAUAGCCAAUUCAGAAGAGGUUCGUCUUCGUUCCUUCACUACUACAAUCCACAAAGUAAAUAGUAUGGUGGCUUACAAAAAGGAUUCCUUUCCCUGA